Messenger RNA from Rhineura floridana, 791 nucleotides. Its product is annotated as D-beta-hydroxybutyrate dehydrogenase, mitochondrial-like. The record is from RefSeq and is a predicted model, not a curated record. NCBI's taxonomy places the organism in Eukaryota, Metazoa, Chordata, Lepidosauria, Squamata, Rhineuridae. The transcript has 3 exons. Gene Ontology annotation, molecular function: oxidoreductase activity. The coding region runs from base 312 to 770 and encodes 152 amino acids.
AGCUCUGCCUGUCAUGUGGACGGGUCCCUCAGCAACUCAACUGCCAUGAAGCACACUCUGCUGUCUGGCUCCAGACAGGGAAUCUCAGAGCUGCAGUCCGAAGCUGUCCUGCUUGUUGGUCCUGCUGGUCCCUGCAUAAGCCAUGAAGCCAUGAAUAUUUCCUGGCACUUGGGAGGCAGGAGGGGCAGGAAACUGCCUUGCCCGCCUGGCUCAGCGCGGUUUCCAGUACCUUGCGACAGAAAGUGGCCGGGGCGAGUUGAACCCUGAAGCUCCGUCGAGCUCCGUAUGAGCAGCGCUUGAGUCCGGACCUGAUGCUGGCCUGGCAACAAGAGCACUCAAAAGGAGAAAUCCUGUGGGGGACGAUCCGCACCACCAAGGCCUUCCUUCCUCUCAUCCGCAGAUCCAAAGGCCGUGUUGUGAACAUCAGCAGCAUGAUGGGGCGGAUGGCGAACCCUGCGCGCUCCCCCUACUGCAUCACUAAGUUUGGGGUGGAAGCCUUUUCUGACUGCCUGCGCUAUGAGAUGCGCCCCCACGACGUGAAGGUCUGCAUUGUGGAGCCCGGGAACUUCAUUGCCGGCACCAGCCUGUACAGCCCCGAUCGCAUUAAGGCCAUCGCCGAUAAGAUGUGGGACGAGCUGCCCGAAAUCGUGCGCCGCGAUUAUGGCCGGAAGUACUUUGACGAGCAGAUUGCCAAGAUGGAGUCAUACUGCAGCAGCGGCUCCUCCGACACGUCUCCUGUGAUCGACAGCAUCGCUCACGCCCUGACCUAGAGAAAUCCUAAUAAAAUUAUU